AACUUUAUAUAUCUGUGUAUGUUGUGUACACAGACAUUUCUGCAAACACAGGAGGAUCACAUUUCCCUGUUCCCUGCAAGCAAAGCCUGAUAAUUGGGGUAAAAAUGGCUAAAGAGGUCCACAUCAUGAAUGGAGAUGCUUUACAGGAAUCCAGCUACAUUGAAGAAAGCAGUACCCAGUGUGAUGCCAUCUCCUUGAUCUUUUCUCUCAAAGAAGAAGUUGGAGCUUUAGCAAAAGUUCUCCGCAUAUUUGAGGAAAGGGGGAUAAACCUGACCCACAUUGAGUCCAGACCUUCGCGACUGAACAAAGAUGAAUAUGAGUUUUUCAUCAACGUGGAAAGCAAGAACAUACCUGCUCUUGAGAAAAUCAUCAGGACUUUGAGAGAUGACAUUGGAGCAAAUGUUCAUGAGCUCUCACGGGAAAAGAGGAAAGAUGCCGUACCAUGGUUCCCAAGAAGCAUACAAGAACUGGACAGAUUUGCAAAUCAGAUUCUUAGUUAUGGAGCAGAACUGGAUGCUGAUCACCCAGGGUUCAAAGAUCCUGUUUACCGGGCCAGAAGAAAGGAAUUUGCAGAUAUAGCAUACAACUACAGACAUGGCCAGCCUAUCCCCAGAGUGACUUACACGGAGGAAGAGAAGAAAACAUGGGGAACAGUUUUCAGGGAGCUGAAGACUCUGUAUCCUACACAUGCUUGCUAUGAACACAAUCAUGUCUUCCCUCUCCUGGAAAAAUACUGUGGUUACCAAGAAGACAAUAUUCCACAGCUGGAAGAUGUCUCCAACUUCUUGAAAAGCUGCACUGGAUUUCGCCUACGUCCAGUGGCUGGCCUUCUCUCAUCUCGGGAUUUUUUGGGUGGCUUGGCUUUCAGAGUGUUUCAUUCUACCCAAUACAUUCGUCAUUCAUCAAAACCAAUGUACACACCAGAACCUGAUGUUUGCCAUGAACUUCUAGGUCAUGUUCCUUUGUUUGCUGAUCCCAGUUUUGCUCAGUUUUCCCAAGAAAUUGGAUUGGCUUCCCUGGGAGCUCCAGAUGAAUACAUUGAGAAACUUGCUACGGUUUACUGGUUUACAGUUGAAUUUGGGCUGUGCAAAGAAGGCAAUGCUAUUAAAGCCUAUGGAGCUGGUUUGCUGUCAUCAUAUGGUGAAUUACAGCAUUGCUUGUCAAAUAAACCAGUGAUUGAACCUCUCAACCUAGAGAGGACAUCCAUUCAGAAAUAUCCAGUCACUGAAUUCCAGCCUAUUUACUAUGUUGCUGAAAGUUUUAAAGAUGCAAAGCAAAAGUUAAGGAAAUAUGCCUCCAUCAUUCCUCGUCCAUUCUCAGUCCGGUACAAUCCAUAUACUGAAAGGAUUGAGGUUCUGGAUAACACCAAGCAGCUGAAGAAUUUAGCAGACGCUAUCAACAAUGAAAUGGGACUUCUUUGCAAUGCUCUUCAGAAGAUCAAAUGAAGAAAAUGAUCUCAGACUUCUCGCAUUGGUUCUGAAAGCCAAAAGACCAACACUGAAACAAACAUCAAACUUUUAAACAAUCAUCAUGCCAAUAAUUAACACAAUGUAGACAUGUAUCAGAUAUAUCAUUUGCUUACUAUAUGUAUCAUAUUAACAUAUUUGACAAAUUAAUUAGCAAAUUCUUCCAUUGUUACCUGUAACAAAAAAUGCCAGGUUUAGUUGCUAGACAUUCACACUUUGACAAUGCCCUAAUAUGCAUGCCUAUUUAGAAGCAUGUCUCAUUUGGUUCAGUGGGACUAAUGUCCAAGUAAAUGGGAUUGCAGACUUGUAAACUAUCAGUGGUAGGUAAUUCUCCAGUUCUUCUUCAGCUGCAGCUCCCAUAAGUUCUUGUUACUAUAACCAAUGACAAGGGAUGACAGGAAUUGCAGUCAAGCAAUAUCUCAUGUGCUCUCCACCAACUGCAGAAUGGCUGUUCAGAUGAACUAUUGCAGCAAAACUAUGGGACAGAGGAGAAGAAGCAUUGGUCCUUGCAGAUGGUGGAAGAGAAUGCCACCCUCUACAAUGACCAAAACAAGGUCAGUGUCACCUUCAGCACAUCACUCUUCUGUGUUUUACUACUAGUUUCCCCUAAGAAAACCCUAUGAAAUUUAUAAUAUUCUCACAAAUUGACUGUUAUCACAUAUGCAGGAGAUUUGAAAGCAUAUAAGACUUUGGGAGACAUUUUAAGCUUUUAGAAGAGGCAAAAAUAAACAUCUGUACAAAUGAUGGAAUAUGGUGUGACUAUCUGCAAAAGCCCAGAGGGCACAACCACAACUGAAGGAAGGCUAUACUCGGUUUUAGCCUUCCUUCAGUUGUGGAUGUGCCCUCUGAGCUUUCACAGAUAGUCACACCAUAUUCCAUCAUUUGUACAGCCGGAGAUUCCUCACCUCUGAUUUAGAGAAUAAGAUAGCAGAUCCAUAAGCGUAAAUCAGUCUUAUACUUUUCCUCUCCAUCGGAUCUUUUAUAAAGUUAGUCUCACAGUACAUCAGAAAAUAUUCACAACUAUAUCAUGGUGCUCAGAAAAUCCAACCCUCCCAUGCACUUGCAGUUACUUCAGAUACUGCAGGAAGGAUCAGAGGGAACAACGGAGCUAGUGGGGAAUGGGGAAUGAUAUUAUGUAUAUGUGGGUACAUACUUCAAGUCAACUGUUGAAUUAUAGUGACAAGGUGGAAUCCUCCAAGUGGGUUUUGCCAGUUCCUUCCUCUAAAAUAGUUUCUAGCACCUGGUACUCAUGAUCUCCUUUCCAGAUACUAACUAGGCCUGGCUCUGCCUGGUUCCAAGAUCAGACAGUACUUGGUGCCUUUAGGGUAUUUAGGCUGACUGAAAAGAUGUACUAAUUUAAUAUUGAUCGUUCUAAUCAAUUUUAUCAUCUUAUUUGCUCUAUGAAGUCUGGAUCUAAAGAAAUGCACGUAGUUCUAUAUGUAAAAGGGAACUCUUAAACAUGUAUCUUAAACAACAAUCUCAGAAAAUUACAAAUCACUUUUGAUAUACAAGAUAUCUAGAAACUAUCCAAUCUGCUUAUGCAUAGUCCGAGCACUUAUAGUAAUUUAUAUGAAUUUCACAGGCGUUUCUUCAAGAUGUUGUAGGGUUUGACAAAAAUCCUAUCAUGCUAUCACAAUUUGAGGUACCCUGGUGGCAUUAAAACAUCACCAGUAAAAACUGUCUAGAUAUGUCAAAGAAAUGCACUUUCAAUGGAAAUGUUUCACCAGAAAAAAAUACGUCAGUAUAACUGGCAAAACAGGAAGAGAAUGAGUGUGGGGUGGUGAAGAAUACAAGAGGAGGCAAAGCUAAAUAUUCUGAGCAAAUGUAGCUUCAUGUAUAUCUCUAAUAAAAACCAGGAUAAAAAAUCCUUGUAUUUUUUAAAAGUAAAAUUAAAAAUAUAUAAUUAUUCCAUGUAAAUAAAAUACAUUUAUUGUCCCAA
Anolis carolinensis (green anole) is the source of this 3405-nucleotide messenger RNA. RefSeq names its product phenylalanine hydroxylase (gene pah). Lineage: Eukaryota; Metazoa; Chordata; Lepidosauria; Squamata; Anolidae. Gene Ontology annotation, biological process: L-phenylalanine catabolic process; L-tyrosine biosynthetic process. The record is from RefSeq and is a predicted model, not a curated record. The transcript has 13 exons. The coding region runs from base 105 to 1445 and encodes 446 amino acids. Gene Ontology annotation, molecular function: phenylalanine 4-monooxygenase activity; iron ion binding.